Molecule: messenger RNA, 2127 nt
Organism: Adineta steineri
Lineage: Eukaryota; Metazoa; Rotifera; Eurotatoria; Adinetida; Adinetidae
Source: the annotation of a GenBank genome assembly
GUAGGAGAGGAGUCUGUUUUUCAAUAUGAAAAAUUAGAAAAACUUCGAGAAGAUUUUCCAAAAGAUAAAGAAGAUGAAGCCGAAGAAGAAGAACGAAAACCACCCUCGCCAACAUUUCGUUCAGUUAGUGCAAGAGGUGAUAAUACUGAUGCAAACACCUUUGAUGUCCAGAUUAGUGGUGAUGAAGAUGGUAAUGAUACUGAUGGAGUUUUUACUCAAAAACCAUCAACAACACCAUCACCAUCAACAGUAUCUAAAAGAGCACAACAAUCUAUAAAGCCUUUGAAUGAAAAAGGUUCAGUAUUAUAUAAUAAUUAUAUUGAAACUUCGCUAAAAAGAGCUUCAUUAGAAACAGAAAAAGAAAUUCUUUUUUUAGCCGAACGAAGCGUUCCAGAAACGUCCUUCGAAAUACAAAAAGCACAACAGAUGACUCCUGUAUUACGAAAGGAUUUUGUGCUCCAAAUUGAUGUGGUUGUUAAGAAAAUAAAUAAAAUCUUUGUUGAACAUUUAUGGAUAUUACCUAAACAACGAUUACAAAUCUUUAUAGAUACACUAGAAAAGAUCUUAAUCGAUUGUCAUGAUAGAUAUCCUACUUCUGUUCAAUUAAAAGAAAUUAAUAAUUUAUUAAAUAAAUUUGAAACUACACAUACAAUCAUUAGAAAAACCGAUAAAUCUAAAGUAUUUCAUCUUGGUAAAUCUAUUGAUUAUAAAAUGAAAGCACAAAUUUAUAUGAAUAAAAUUAAAGCAUAUCAAGAUUUGGGUAACGUAAAUCCACUUGAAUCUUUAGUUGAACGGACAAAUAAUCUACUCUAUGGUUUAUGGACUAGUAAACAUAUUAGCCAAAAGCAAUAUGAAAGUUUAAGAGUACAUAAAGAUGAAGCUGAAUUAGCACAUCUCUAUUUCUUACCUAAAGCACAUAAACCAAAUACACCAUUACGACCAAUAAUGGCAGGUCUUAAAACUCCUACCAUAAAGAUUUCUAAAUGGUUAGAUGGUUUAUUGAGACCACUAUUUGAUCGAUUAGCAGUUGAUACAACUAUUAUUAAUGGUGUUCAACUAAUUAAACAAGUAGAAAGAUGGUCGGCUAGUAAUCUUACAUUAGCCACAUCAUUCAUAACAAUGGAUGUUACUGAUCUAUAUACAAUGAUCCCACAGGAAGGAGGAGUAACAGCUAUUAAACGUUUGAUGGAAACAUCAAAUUUAAAACAAAUCGAUGGUGUUAAAAAAGAGAUUACACUAGCUCUUACCAGAUUUGUAAUGACUAACAAUUAUUUCUAUCUUGAUGGGUCUUAUUAUAAACAAAUAAGAGGAGGAGCGAUGGGAUCGCCACUUACCCUGACAGCAGCAAAUACAUACAUGUACUUUGUUGAACGUCCAAUAUCUAAAUGGGCUCAUAGGACAUGUUCAUUAUACUAUAGAUAUAUUGAUGAUCUAUUCAUUAUGUCAAAUAUACAUGCAGAUAUAUUAAAAGGUCUUGUAAGAUUCUGGAAUAGGCUCGAUAGUAAUAUUGAACUUUCUGAAUCUAUAGGAUCAACUGCAGAGUAUCUUGAUGUGAAACUUGAGAAUAGAGGAGGAGUAAUGAUAACUGAAGUGUUUCACAAACCUUCACAUGAACCAUAUUCUCUUCCUUUCACAAGCACACAUGCACAACAUAUAAAAAAGAAUAUUCCGUAUGUAGCUCUUACUCGAGCAAUAAGGUAUUCUUCAAAUUUCGAUGCGUAUAAACGUGAAGAAAUACAUAUAUGUAUGUCACUAUUAUUGAAUAAAUAUCCAAUAUAUUUUAUUCUUAAACAAUUUGAAAGAGUCUUACAGACAUUUCAAUGUGCAGUACCUAUAAGAAAGAAUUAUUCUGAAAUAAGAAAAAUCUUUUUAGAUGCUGUAGAUAAGAAUAAUAAUAAUAAUGCAAAGAAGGCUAAUAUCGAUUUCGAAGUUAACAUUUUAUGUCAUUUCUCUUUCACAAAAGGAAUGCAUGUUUUCUCUACUAGAUUUCAUGAACUUUGGAAAACUUGUUUUUCUGAUACUGUCAUUUGUAAUAUGAAACCGAUUGUUGGUUCUAAAAAAUUGAAUAAUCUUCAGGAUUGUCUUGUAAAAAAGAAACCUGAACAGUCAAUACUUAAAAUUAAAUAA